GUGGGAACUACCAAUGGAUUAUAUCGACUGAGUUUGUCAUCUUUGGAACUGUUCAAACCUUUGGAACUUUACAACAAUGGAGGUUUAUGUCAAACAGCGUUGGAAACUCAGGCGGUAGUGAAUGUCAAUGAUCCAGCAGCAGCAGCAGCAGCAGCAGAGAGAGAGUGUGUGUGAGUGAGUGUGUGAGAGCGACUCUCUCAGCAUCAUCAUGGCGGAGCAGAGCGACUCCCCGGCGGCCGUCCAAACCCCGCAGCCCUCGCUCAGCACCAGCUGGCCCAUCGUGAAGGAGGCGUACGAGCUCCAGGAGGUCAUCGGUAGCGGAGCCACAGCAGUCGUCCAGGCAGCUCUUUGUAACCCACGACAGGAGCGUGUGGCCAUCAAGAGAAUCAACCUGGAGAAAUGCCAGACCAGCAUGGAUGAGCUGUUGAAAGAGAUCCAAGCCAUGAGCCAGUGUAACCAUCCAAACGUGGUCACAUACUACACUUCAUUCGUUGUGAAAGAUGAACUUUGGCUCGUCAUGAAACUCCUGAGUGGAGGAUCAGUGUUAGACAUCAUUAAGCACACGUUCAUCAAAGGAGAGCAUAAAAACGGUGUCCUAGAUGAAUCCACAAUAGCAACCAUUUUGAAGGAAGUACUGGAGGGAUUAGAUUAUCUCCACAAAAAUGGGCAGAUUCACAGGGACGUGAAGGCUGGUAAUAUUCUACUGGGAGAAGAUGGAUCGGUGCAGAUCGCAGAUUUCGGUGUGAGUGCUUUUCUGUCCACCGGUGGAGACGUCACUAGACACAAAGUGAGGAAGACGUUUGUUGGGACCCCGUGCUGGAUGGCCCCGGAGGUGAUGGAGCAGGUACGGGGUUACGACUUCAAAGCUGACAUUUGGAGUUUCGGAAUCACUGCCAUUGAACUUGCAACAGGCUCUGCGCCGUAUCAUCGGUACCCCCCUAUGAAGGUUUUAAUGCUCACGCUGCAGAACGAUCCUCCAACCCUGGAGACUGGGGUUGAGGACAAAGAGAUGCUUAAGAAGUAUGGGAAAUCUUUUCGAAAACUUAUAUCCUUGUGCCUUCAGAAGGACCCUGCAAAGAGGCCCACUGCAGCCGAGCUUUUGAAAUGUAAAUUUUUCCAAAAGGCUAAGAAUCGAGAGUACUUGAAUGAAAAGCUGCUUACUAAAGGACCAAAUAUAAGCCAAAGAGCCAAAAAGGAUCCAGAGCCGAGGAAGCAGAACACAGAGCAGGAUUCUGGGAGACGGGUCAGAAGGGUCCCGGGGUCGAGCGGUCACCUGCACAAGACCGAGGAUGGAGACUGGGAAUGGAGUGAUGAUGAAAUGGACGAGAGAAGUGAAGAGGGGAAGGCUGCCGUCAAUCAUGGAAGGUCACGCAGGGUCAAAGAGGAAAACCAGCAUGGAGAAGUGAAUGCUAACAGUCUCCCGCUAGAGGACCUGUCCAUUCAGCAUCCCCAGGUUCAACCGUUGGAUAAACCCUGGAGUGGUCAGGGAGCGGUCAACAUGGUCCUGAGGUUAAGGAACUCAAGGAAGGAGCUGAAUGACAUACGGUUUGAAUUCACUCCAGGGCAAGACACUGCUGAUGGAGUUUCUCAGGAGCUCUUUUCUGCUGGUCUGGUCAAUGGUCAUGAUGUUGUAGUGGUGGCUGCUAACCUUCAGAAGAUUGUAGAAGACCCUGUUACCUAUAAAGUGUUGACCUUUAAGCUGGCGUCUGGUUGUGACAGCACAGAGAUCCCAGAUGAGGUGAAGUUGAUUGGCUUUGCCCAGCUGAGCAUCACCUGAUAGCAUCUCAUUCCCACAGCAGAGGGAGUUUGUGGGACGAGACUGAACGCUGCAGGAGACGACGGGACGGGGUUCACUACCACACACCGCUGCAAACUCACACUUCCUGUUCCUGUUCCUCCCCAUUCACCUGCCCUCGCCCUCGAAUGUUUGCACUCGUUCAAUCAAACGCAGCGCUCUUAUUCAAACACACGUCCUCU
This is a messenger RNA of Rhinichthys klamathensis goyatoka, 1977 nucleotides long. RefSeq names its product serine threonine kinase 39 (gene stk39). Gene Ontology annotation, molecular function: ATP binding; protein serine/threonine kinase activity. Gene Ontology annotation, biological process: protein phosphorylation. The coding region runs from base 209 to 1777 and encodes 522 amino acids. The transcript has 20 exons. The record is from RefSeq and is a predicted model, not a curated record. NCBI's taxonomy places the organism in Eukaryota, Metazoa, Chordata, Actinopteri, Cypriniformes, Leuciscidae.